AUGCUCGCCAGGUUUGUAAAUUCUUUGCCAACCGGCAUAUCGCAACAAAUUACGAGGCUUUACUUUCAAGUUCUAGUUCGAAAUCAGCGGGGGACUCACAGCCACUCAGACUUUUACAAAUUCAAAAAUAUGGAUAUAAAAAUAUUGCCUGCUCUUCAAGAUAAUUACAUGUACUUAAUUGUGGAUAAAGCAACACAGGAAGCUGCUAUUGUUGACCCUGUAGAGCCCAAAAAUGUGCUUGAUGCUGUGACUCUAUGUGGUGCGAAACUCACCACUGUGUUGACAACACAUCAUCAUUGGGAUCAUGCAGGAGGAAAUGAAGAGCUUGUGAAACUACAUCCAGGUCUCAAAGUGUAUGGUGGCGAUACUCGUAUUGGAGCCCUAACUGACAAAGUAAUGCACAACACUGAGCUCAACAUUGGAAAGUUAAAAGUACAAUGUCUUUUUACUCCAUGCCACACGUCAGGUCACAUAUGCUACUAUGUAUCUACUGAUGAAGAAAAUAGCGACACUGCUGUAUUUACAGGUGACACAUUGUUCCUGGGUGGUUGUGGAAGAUUUUUUGAAGGUUCUGCUCUACAAAUGUACACUGCGCUGUGCACCAUAUUGAGUGCUCUUCCAGAGGACACGAAAGUAUUUUGUGGCCAUGAAUACACAUUGCAGAAUCUGAGGUUUGCCCAACAUGUUGAACCAUCAAAUGAGCAAAUAGCAAAGAAAAUGGAGUGGACCGUCAAAAGACGACAGAACAAUCUUCCUUCAGUCCCCUCAACCAUUGGUGAAGAGAAAUUGUACAAUCCAUUCAUGAGGGUGGAAGUGCCGUCUAUAAUGAAACAUGCUGGACAGAACACGGCAAUAGAAACUAUGCACUUUAUCAGGCAAGAGAAGGACAACUUUAAGUAA
Molecule: messenger RNA, 900 nt
Organism: Arctia plantaginis
Lineage: Eukaryota; Metazoa; Arthropoda; Insecta; Lepidoptera; Erebidae
Source: the annotation of a GenBank genome assembly